CGCCAUCAAUCAUUCAAGUCAAGAUGGCUGCACAAGCAGACGUUGAAUCGCUUUUACAACAACAAAUUUUGAAUGCUGCCAGCAUUGUAGAAGAACAAAUAGACUCGGAAUUAAAUCGCCUUGAAAACUUGAAUGAAGAUGAUAUUGAAAAAGUUAGAGAAAAGCGCUUGCAACAGCUCAAGAAACAGCAUGAACUGAAGCAAGAACUAAGAAGAAAAGGACACGGUGAAUACACCGCCAUUGCUGACGAAAAAGAUUUUUUUUCUGUUUGCAAAGAAAGUGCAAAAGUUAUUUGCCACUUCUAUCGUGAAAGUACAUGGAGAUGUAAGAUCUUGGAUAAACAUCUAUCAACCCUAGCUCCAAAGCAUAUCGAAGCAAGGUUUAUCAAAAUAGAUGCGGAGAAAAGUCCGUUUCUUGUGAAACGCUUACGCGUUGUGGUUUUGCCGACGAUUGUACUCAUUAAGGAUUCAAAAACUUUUGAUUUCAUUGUUGGUUUUGAUGAUCUUGGUGGGAACGACGACUUUUCUACAGAAAUGUUAGAAUGGAGGAUCGCAUGUGCAGGGAUCAUCGACUACAAUGGAGAUCUAGGCCAGCCUCCUCACACAAAAACUAAAAUGUCCUCACAAAAAUUAUUCCAACAACAGAAGAAAGUUAUCCGAGGUAGAGAUGACUCUGAUGAAGACUCGGACUAGGUGAAUGUAUGAUUUGUCACUAACUGAUGUAGAUUUAUUAGCUCAAACAUGAACUGAUGAAAUAUUUGUUUAUUUAUAAUAAAUUAUAAAAUUUAUAUUAAGUGCUUCGUAAAAUCACUUAUUUAGUACUGUAUUAGUUGUCUCAUGUUAAAUGCCAGGUGUAUAUUCAUCAAUGAAAAGCAUUGUAAUUGUUGCUUUCAUAUCUUAUUCAAACUUAUGGUAAUGUAUGGUAAUUAGUCUAAAAUGUUAUUAUACAGUGAUUUUUAUCUGAUUAAAAGUAAGUGUGUAA
Messenger RNA from Xenia sp. Carnegie-2017, 981 nucleotides. Its product is annotated as thioredoxin domain-containing protein 9-like. Lineage: Eukaryota; Metazoa; Cnidaria; Anthozoa; Malacalcyonacea; Xeniidae. Bases 24 to 692 code for a protein of 222 amino acids. Gene Ontology annotation, cellular component: cytoplasm. The record is from RefSeq and is a predicted model, not a curated record. Gene Ontology annotation, biological process: microtubule cytoskeleton organization. The transcript has a single exon.